Molecule: messenger RNA, 1163 nt
Organism: Triplophysa rosa
Lineage: Eukaryota; Metazoa; Chordata; Actinopteri; Cypriniformes; Nemacheilidae
Gene: slc31a2
Product: solute carrier family 31 member 2
Exons: 4
Coding region: 200-706 (168 amino acids)
Biological process (GO): copper ion transmembrane transport
Cellular component (GO): membrane
Molecular function (GO): copper ion transmembrane transporter activity
Source: RefSeq, a predicted model, not a curated record
AUGUAACGGCAUUUUUUUGUUUAGGCUGGGAGCUUGUCAGCUGGUAGCUUUUAAAGACAGACAAAAAUGCGGUGAAGUUGUCUGUUGAGUUGCAGGUGGUAACAACCUUAUGUUCAUGCCAUAAAGGACUUUUUUUUUUUUUUUCGAGGAAGCUAAAAUUACCCGAUCUUAUAUUUAGAGUGCUGCGCGCGAGUUCACCAUGAAUAUGCACUUUGAAGGAUCCACUAGCGUCACUCUCUUGUUUGAUUUCUGGAAAGUGCAUGGGCCUGCAGGGAUGGUGUUGUCAGUCUUUGUGGUUCUGCUGCUCACUGUGUUCUACGAGCUUCUGAAAGUGUGGAAGAUCACACUGGAAAAACAGAAACAAUCCCACAUCACACAUCCUUCCAAUCCGGUGUCAUUCACGCCUGAUCAUUCCUGCUUCGCUCCUGUCAAGAGUUGUCAAGAUGGAAAUUCUGCUCUGGCCAGCAGUCGCUCAGAGAUCUCAUUAGCUCCCACUGAGAAUAUGGUUGACACUGCUGGCUCCACAAGCACCUCUAAGAGCUGGCUUUUUCACAGCCUCCAGACGGCCGUACACAUGCUGCAGGUGACACUGGGCUACAUGCUGAUGCUCUGCGUCAUGUCCUACAACGUUUGGAUCUUCCUGGGGGUCAUCCUGGGCUCCGUCUUGGGAUACUUCCUGGCUUUUCCUCUUCUGAAACGCAUCUGAGAUGAACAGAAGAUGGAAUGGAAAACGAGAUGCAACGGCCCUAAAUGCUCGUGGUCUCCAGUUCAACAGUAAUGAGGAACUGUUUUUAGAAACGAUGUCAAGCUUAUGAGCAUGAUCAGUGUAAUUAUUAAGCUGUGUAUCUCGUUCAGACAGGGAUGAUUUGUAUUUUUACCAUUUUUAAGACAAUAUUUUAAAGAUCAUUCUUGAUGCACGGAUCACAUGAUCUCCCAUUUAAACAGUUCGUUUCAGCACUGUACUAAAUGGUGAAGUUCCCUACUGACCGAUUAAGAUCAUUUCUGUUAAACUAAACAAUGUUUAAAUUAUACUGUGAGAUUUGCUUACAUUUAGUUAGUGGUUCUCUAACAUAUGGAGUAAUCACACCAGUAUUAAACCAUGUGACUGUUUGCCAUAAACCUCCUUUGUGAGUCAACAUCAUUCUUGUGUUAUAGUGGAAAUU